ACAUAUAUAUAGGUGUGACCAUUUGCUAUGCACCACUCACCAAAUUGAAGAGAAAGAGCAGCAAUUUAUGAUGAUGAAGAGUCUGAGGCAAGUGAAGAAAAGCAAAAGCUAUAGGCUUGAAAAGUGUUCACCAGAAAUGGAAAAGCAUCAAUUCACAGCACCCAGUGAGCAAUAUUCGACAGGGUUUGUGACAAAAAAUUCACCUCCUCCAACUGUGGAGUUUCCAACCUCUCCACAGCUGAUAUUUGGAGAGGAAAUAGUUCACUUGAGCCAUCCUCAGCAUCCUCUUUCAAUGGUGGAUCUCCCUGACCUCUUCAUCUGUGUAGGCUGCAAAGAAUAUGGCUCUGGAAAGAGGUUCGUUUGCCAAAAAUGUGAAUUUCAGAUGCAUGAUUUCUGUGCCUUGGCUCCUCCUACUCUCAAGGCACACCCCUUUCACUCUCAACAUUCUCUCUUCUUCCACUCCAAACCAGGAAAAAGUGGAAUGGGAGGGAAAGUGAAGUGCGACGUAUGUGGGAAACCGACGAAGGGCUUCGCCUUCCUCUGCACGGCCUGCGCCUUCCAGAUGCAUCCAUGCUGCGCCAUGCUCAACACCGAGAUCGACUUCCCUUCCCAUCCCCACACUCUCAAGAUCCUCCCCACCGCCUCCUCCGCCGCCGUCGACCCCUCCUCCUUCGUCUGCGCCGAGUGCAAGAAGCGCAGGUCCGGCAAGGUCUACCGCUGCACCGUCUGUGAGUACCACCUCCACGCCGCCUGCGCCAAGACCAAGAUCAACGGCCUCCUCGCCAACGGCAUCAGGCCGCCGCAGAAGCCCAGCGUGCUCGCCGCCGCCGCCCGCGUUGCCUCCCAGGUGGUGAUUGAGUUCAUCGGAGGACUGGUUGAGGGCAUCGGAGAAAGCGUCGGCGAUGUGCUUGUGCAGAACAUCGCCAAAGGAAACACUGUUUCCCCCGCUAAUGCUAGCCCCAAACCACGUUACAGAUAAUCCAUUACUUCCCCAACAAAAAAGUUACUAUCAUUAUACAAGAAAAUAUUUAUUCUACAAUAUUUGUUUUUCUAGAAUGUGUCUCUCUCUGAAUUGCAAAAGUGGAAAAAAGAGAAUAUAUUCCUAAUUUUCUAGAUACAUUCAAUGUAGGCUAUAAUUUUCAUAUAGGAAAUAAAAAAUAAUUGUAUAGUAUUGAUUGAUGCAAAUAGUGUUUGAUUCUGUGUAUAUUUUGUUGUUGGUCUGUGGAGGCUACUGUUUCAUAUAUAUUUUCCAGUUUUGCUUUUCCUAUAAAUUCAAGUGAUUGUUAUAUUUAUGUAAG
Vigna radiata var. radiata (mung bean) is the source of this 1298-nucleotide messenger RNA. RefSeq lists its product as uncharacterized. The coding region runs from base 68 to 979 and encodes 303 amino acids. The record is from RefSeq and is a predicted model, not a curated record. The transcript is spliced from 2 exons. NCBI's taxonomy places the organism in Eukaryota, Viridiplantae, Streptophyta, Magnoliopsida, Fabales, Fabaceae.